AAUAAUAGAAAGGAGAUUACUGUGUAGAUCUGCUUCACUCUGUAGAAAUGUAAAAGCAACUGAUGGAUCUAGCAUUUUAAUUUCUACUCAAUCUACAAACACUAAUCCUCCACUCCAUGAGCCCUAACUAUUUUCAUUCUUUCUCCUCAUAAGUUUUUGCAUGUUGCAUUUCAAGUCCAUACAGUUUACCCAAUUAUAUUACAAUGAACUUUCAAAUUUCCAAUUCUAACAUCUUCAAAUCCAUCGGAUCUUUUCAUCAAUUUCCUUGAAUCCAUUUCUUCCCUUUCCCCUACAUGGGCUCAACACAGUCCGUACAAGUACCCGAAGAAGAUGAUGAGAGUGAAGAAGAAGAAGACGAUCAUAAUGUGGUAGGAGCUUUAAGAGAAAUUGAUGGCAACAAUUUGGUUAAGAAGGUUCUCGAACAAGAGCCUGAAAUACUACCUUGCCAUGCUUCAGCAUCGCCGCUCUCUCCUCAGCUCUCUUCCUUAGGUACGCCGCGCCUCUGCCCGUCGAUUAAGGUGUGGGACCCUUACAAUGUCUUGGCCCCACCUCCGCCUCCCCCUCUUCCAAUUUUCUCUCGGAGCUUGUCGUCGUCUUCGUCCGGUGGGAUUGUUGACGAGGAUCGCGUCGUUACGGAGGUGUUUUUGAUUAAUCAUGGAGAGUGCGACCUUAAUUUAAGGCCGGAUUUGGUCGGUGGGAGAUGCCACGUGGCGGCUUUGACGCCGAUUGGGAAACGUCAGGCUAGGGCUUUAGCUGUGUUCUUUAACUCUCAAGGGGUGAAGUUCAAUGCGGUUUAUUCCUCGCCCUUGGAUCGAGCAAGAUCAACUGCUGUUUCUGUUUGCCAGGAAAUAAAUUUUGCGGAGGAACAGAUACAAUCAUCAGAUGCUCUUGUAGAGAUGAGUCUGGGGCAUUGGGAGGGGUGCCCCUGUUCAGAAAUAUAUACACCUGAAGUUCUGAGCUUGAUUGAAAGUUGCCAGCCUGAUUUUUGUGCACCAUCUGGAGAAUCAUUAAGGCAGGUGGAAUUUAGGAUGGUUCAGUUCUUAAAUAGGAUUCUUGGACUGCCUGAAAAGUUGAGAUCAGAUUUCACGUUGCACCAUCAAAUCAAGAACCAAGGGUUUUCUCAUGAUCGAGAUCCACCUCCUCUAUUGCCACAACAUUGGGAUACGCAUCACAGGCAUCGACCAUUGUUCUCAAGGAAGAAGUCUGGUAAGAGCAGGCUGCAGUAUGUGACUACCACUGGCAAUCAUGAGGGUGAGGAUGAGAUCUCUCCCAGGGAAGCCAGUGACCAAAGUGCACUGCAUAAUUUGAGUGUUAGGAGCUCAACCUCCAUCUCUUCAUGUAUUGGUGUUUUCACUCAUUCAAUUCCUAUUAAGUGCCUCCUCACAGGCCUCCUGGGUUGCAGCCCAGUAAUGUUACAAAGGAUCUGCAUAGAAGAUUCUUCAGUGACAGUAUUGCUUCAUUCAUGGAAAACAGGUUGGCAGAUAAAACGCUUGAAUGAUACUGCACAUCUUAGGCUUCUCUAGUUAGAGAAUUAUGAAAUCCCUGCUUGGAAUUUACUUCUGGGAUGAUGAGCUGUUAAUUAUUGGGUGAAAGCUGGUAUUUUAUUCAUUUAUGGAUCAUGUUGCAAGUCACGAUUACAUGUGAACUGAUGUUACUUCUACACUCUGUUAUACUGUUUGACAGAUUUAUUUACACUCAUAUAGACUUACCACCUUGAAAUUAAAAGAGGAUCGAGGUCGGGAGUUGGGUAUUUGUAUUGGAUGAUUCUUUUGAUUUGUAACAUUUACAAGUGUUGUUAUUGUAGAGGGAAAGAUAUAUUUUUUCCCCUUUUCAUGAAUUAGGAAGAAAUAAGUUAUUUUAGGAUGAUGAACUGUGAAGUUGUAUUUUUGCCGAUUCUUACCAUUUGAGAAGAGCUACCUGGGACAUGCCCUAUUAUUUCAUUUAUGAUUACAACAAAACAUUUUCACUAA
This is a messenger RNA of Hevea brasiliensis (rubber tree), 1970 nucleotides long. RefSeq lists its product as uncharacterized. Lineage: Eukaryota; Viridiplantae; Streptophyta; Magnoliopsida; Malpighiales; Euphorbiaceae. The coding region runs from base 294 to 1523 and encodes 409 amino acids. The record is from RefSeq and is a predicted model, not a curated record. The transcript is spliced from 2 exons.